Molecule: messenger RNA, 2366 nt
Organism: Psylliodes chrysocephalus
Lineage: Eukaryota; Metazoa; Arthropoda; Insecta; Coleoptera; Chrysomelidae
Source: the annotation of a GenBank genome assembly
CUCAAACGCAGCGUAUAUAUGUUCUAAGUUCGUGCCUAAUCUCUUUCUACUUCUUCUUUAUUACGUUUGAGACUUGUAUUUGUAAUGUAGUUAACAAAUAUGUAAACCUUAACCUUUGUGACUUUAGUACUUACCGGUAGAAGGUUAUUAUCAAAAAAAAAUCGAAGAUUUUGGGCUGGGUUGGGAUUCCUAGAAAUAUAUUUGUUCAGUUAGUGCGCGUUUAACAUAGAAAUUUUAAUAUUUAAUAAGUAAUAAUGUGGGGAAUGGGAACAGGAAAUUCGCUGGAAAGGUGUACAAUACUUCUCUAUAAAGAAGCGAAAUUAAAUUCUAAAGAAAGGGAAUUUAAAAAUUUAGCUAGCUCAAUCGAUCGUGUAAAUCUCGUGUAUAAUUAUGUAAAGAAGUUAAAAAUAUUUAAAGAUAUCAUUGCUGAACCCCAGGAUAGAAAAUCAAAUGAAGAAUCAGAGAUACAAAGACAAAAAGGCAACGAUUACUUUCUACGCCAUAAAAAAUACUUGAGCUCAUUAGAGAGCUAUACUAAAAGUAUUGCUUCUGCUGUAAGUGGCAGUUCUUAUUUAGCUUUAGCAUAUGCUAACAGAUCUGCAUGUCUUUCUGAAGGAAAGUAUUAUAAGGAAUGCAUAGAGGAUAUAGAUAGAGCCUUAUCAUUAGAUUAUCCAGAACACUUAAAACCAAAAUUACUAAGACGAAAAGCUGCAGCUGAAUCUCAAAAAUCUAUUCAAAAAGAAGUCAAGUAUUACAGUGACCCACCUGUCAUCAAAUCUAAAAAUCCUCUAAUUACCUGUGCAGAAGAUUCUAUAGAAAUACAAUACAACCAAAAAUAUGGUAGACACAUUAUUGCAACUCGAGACAUAAAAAUUGGAGAAGUUUUAUCUGCAGAAAAUUCUUUUUGUCAUGUUAUCCAUCCAGAAAGCAAAUAUAUACACUGUCAUGAGUGUCUAGAGCUUUGUUUCAAUAUGAUUCCUUGUGAGAACUGCAGUGGUGCAUUGUAUUGCAGUGAGGAAUGUAGAAGCAAGUGUUAUGAGGAGUAUCAUAAAUAUGAGUGUCAAUUUCCUAAGGUCUUGCUGUCUCCUGAAAUGGUGUUUAUCAAAUUAGCAUUAAUAGGUAUGGAUGAUUCUAAAAAAGUAGAAGCCGAGUUACCUGACAAUAUUCACAGAUCUGAUUCCUUUAAAGAAAUUAUAAAAUUAGAAAUGAAUGAAGAAAAUCGGAAUUACAUCAACCUAUGCAUCCCAGCAAUUGCAGCAUCUAUAGCUUACCAGGCUCUUAAAGAAAACCCAGAAUUCACUUCAAAGUAUGAUACAGAUGAGGACGAUCAUAAUUUAAAGAAACUGCUUUAUAAAGCUUAUAUGAUUAAUGCUUUUAAUCCAUUCAACAUUAAAAAAAUUCGUUAUACUCCAUUUGAUAUUGAAUCUACAAGAGUCGGGACUGCUUUAUAUGCUUUUACUAGUUUAUACAAUCAUUCUUGUGUGCCUAAUUGCGAAUUUUUCCAUUAUGGGUCUUUGAUAGUAACAAGGGCACAAGCUCCUAUAAAAAAGGGAGAGCAAGUUACUAUUUCUUAUGGAAGAUCGUUCAGCAUGACACCAAAAGAAACUCGACAAGCAAUACUCAAGAAAAACUAUCUCUUUGAUUGCGAUUGCAAAGCUUGCACCAAUUACUGGCCUACCAUGUGGUACUUGCCGCCUGGCAAAGAUCUCCCUCAAUCGUUCUUACGAAAACUUUCUCAAAACACUUUCGAUGGCAGCGAAGCGAAUCAGAAACUGGUAGACGAACUUUUAACAGAAGGCAAGAGAUUGUAUUAUCAGUUGGAAAGGUAUGAGCCUUGUCAGAAUUUAUUGACACUGCAAAAUAUGAUCACGGAAAUUUAUACUUACCAGGCGAGCAAGGAUGUAGAGUUUUAAAAAUCUUUAUUCAGUAACAGUUAUUAUAAUUAUGUGUGUUUUAACUUUUUUUUAUAUUUUGUUUUAAAUAUUGCAGCCAUUUUUAAAUUGUAGGAUAUCUGAAGCGCAGAUAUUUUAAUGCUAUCCACCUUAUUUUUUGUAUUUGAAAUACAUGAUGUCCCGUAAAUAUAUCGACAAAAAUAUAGCGAUUUUUAUACAAAAAUAACAUCGUCCAGUAAAUAUAUGCGAUUUUUAACAUUGUGUCGAAUAAAGCAACUAAAAAUACAACUUUUUUGUUCCAUGCUAUUUUUGUGUACCUAUCUCUUUUCGUUUUCGAGAAAAAUAUUAAUAUCCAAAGUUUCUCACAUCUCUGAAAUAAAAAUACAACUCAUAACAAAAAAAAGCGAGAUAGGAAAAAAACUCUGGAACAAAUUUUGUAUUUUUAGUUACUUUAUCAAAAACACUAAAAAUUUC